UGUGUGUGUGUGUUUGUUUGUUCUGGUGAUUGAUUGAUUUGAUUUGAUUUUUUUGUUCUUCGAAUUAUCUCAACAGAUCUCAUCAUUUUUGUCCAUAGCAUCACCAAAAAAAAAUAUCGUCGUCAUUGUUUUUGAAAACUAAACUAAAAAUGGCCAUCAAUAUUAAUGAUUAUAUGCCAUCAUUGGAAUCAAUAUUCAAGAUAUUAAAAUGGAUAUUACUUGUAUCGAAUGGUCUUGUUAUAAUUGGUUCAAUAUUUGUAUUGAUUAGUGGCCGUGAUCUUGGUGAACCAGAAUUUCGUAAUAAUCAUCGUGUAUUAAUAUUUGCUUGUAUUAUGGUCAUAUUAUUCUGUAUGUUGGGCGUUAUUGGUGUUUGGCGUAAACAUUUUCCAUUGGUAUUGACAUAUGCAAUAUUGAUGACAAUUGCAUUAAUGUUGGAAAUAGCUGAAUUAUCUAAAGAGGAUGUUGGAUCAUUUUUUGCAUCAUCAGCCAUAGUUUUAUGUGCAUAUGUUUAUGCUUUUCUUAUUCGUCAUUAUGAAAAACAGGAAGAAAUGAAACGAGUUUUCUCUCAUCAAACGGCUAAAAUCUAGUAAAUUGAUUUUAAAAAAAAAAUGAAAAUGAAAAUGAAAGAAGGAAGCAAAAACGAAAAAAAAAGGAAAUGAAACCAA
Molecule: messenger RNA, 665 nt
Organism: Dermatophagoides farinae (American house dust mite)
Lineage: Eukaryota; Metazoa; Arthropoda; Arachnida; Sarcoptiformes; Pyroglyphidae
Source: RefSeq, a predicted model, not a curated record